AUGUUUUACGACACCCUUCGACCAUAUGGCAUUACGAAAAUAGGACACGCCAUUACAAGUAACUGUGCAAUAGAAACUCGAGAAAGUUUUGCCUUAUAACGCUCUAAUCUUGUUACAGUUACUCUAUACUUAUCAAAAUGGCUCAAGCAGAUUGGGAUGAAGUCACAUACAUUAGAAAAAAACAACCCAAAUCUAGUCAACUGCGUUCUCAACAGGCUAUAAAUUCAGCACAGAGACAAGGUCUGACAGUUGAAACAUCAAAGAAAUAUGAUGGGGGCUCCAAUAGACAAGCCAAGGGAGAUAAGAACACUGCCAAACUGGACCGUGAAACUGAAGAGCUCCAUCAUGAUACUGUGGGACUGGACGUUUCUAAACUGAUUCAGUUAGGGCGAAGUGAAAAGAAGCUUACUCAAAAGGAUCUGGCUACAAAAAUCAAUGAAAAAACCCAAGUUAUCACAGAAUAUGAGAAUGGAAGGGCAAUCCCGAGCCAACAGGUGUUAGCUAAAAUGGAAAGGGUUCUUGGAAUGAAAUUGCGUGGCAAAGACAAGGGCCAACCACUGGGGGGCCCCAAAAAGUAAUCAAUCCCUUUCUGGGGCCCGAAAUUUCACCAUGUUGUGGUAUUCAUGUAAACUGUCAGAUGAAAACAGAGUUAGUAAUAUUUCGUCUCCUUGUAUUUAUAUGCUUCUUCAGUGUACAUAUGCAGACACACAGUCCAAUGACUCUACGAUGUAUUGCAGCUCAGCAUCUUUAUAUCAAUAAGCAAGGUUGAUGGUUCUUCUUUUCCCAUUUGGGUUUGAAAAGUUUGUUUUGACAGUUAUUUUUAGAAAAGAAAAAAAAAAAAAAAUGCUUUAAUAGGUUGGAAGGUUAUCAAUAUUUUUCACAUCCAAUGUCUGUUUUGUAUUUUUUAUUUUUGACUUUGUUUUUUCAACUUUUGCAUUCAGACAUUUUUAACAUCUGUAUUAUGGAUGAAAUAUAAACAUUUUGACAUUUAAAA
Molecule: messenger RNA, 994 nt
Organism: Ostrea edulis (European flat oyster)
Lineage: Eukaryota; Metazoa; Mollusca; Bivalvia; Ostreida; Ostreidae
Product: endothelial differentiation-related factor 1-like
Exons: 5
Coding region: 138-578 (146 amino acids)
Cellular component (GO): nucleus
Molecular function (GO): DNA binding
Source: RefSeq, a predicted model, not a curated record